AUGAGUCAACGUAACCAGCAAAAUAAUGCCCAAGCGAUUAGCAACUUAGAGACUCAAAUAAGUCAACUUUCAAACCUGUUAAAUGAUAGGGAGAACGGGACAUUUCCUAGCCAAACGACUCCAAAUCCAAAAGGAGUUAACCAGGUUAAUGGGUUGGGUAGUUCUAACCACAAUGAACAUAUCAAAGCAGUUAUCACCCUUAGGAGUGGUAAAACUCUAGAGAACUCGGUAGAACCACCUAAGGACAAAAGUCCAGAUGAAAAAGAGAAUGAGGUUGACCAAACUUCGUCUAAAGACCUUAAUGGGCCUGAGAGUGCUAAGAGUCCAAGUGGGGAAGAUAUCCCUGAGAGAAUGUACAUACCACCCGCACCAUUUCCUCAGAGACUCGCUAAGAAAAAGCCUAGUACAUAUGCUGAAAUCCUUAAGCAAGUUAAGAUCAACCUGCCUUUAUUAGAUGCAAUUAAACAUGUACCCGUUAUGGCCAAGUUCCUAAAAGAAAUGUGCACUGUCAAGAGAGACGCGAGUGUCCAUAAAGCAUUUUUGACCCAACAAGUUAGUUCCAUAAUCUCACAAAAGUACCCGGUUAAAUUUAAAGAUCCUGGUUGUCCUACAGUGACAUGUGUUAUAGGUAGCCAAAAGAUAGAAAAUGCUUUGUUAGAUCUUGGGGGUAGUGUGAAUCUUUUGUCGUUCUCGGUAUAUGAACAACUUGGACUAGGGGAGAUGAAACCAACUAGGAUAACACUACAGUUAGCCGAUAGGUCAGUCAAAAUCCCACGUGGAAUUAUUGAAGACGUUUUGGUUCAGGCAUUACAAGCCCCACCGGACCCUGAACACUAUGAGUCUAUAUGCAUGAUUGAUUCUCUAGUUGAGAAUACCUUUACCACUAAUAGUGUUAGUGAUACUUUAGAGGCGUGCUUGGCCCACUUUGGAGCCUACUAUGAUGAGGAUAGUCAUUUUAAAGAAGUUAAUGCAUUGUUAGACUCUGCGCCAGUAAUGAAUUAUGGAAAAUGGCAGCACUACAAACUCAGUGAGUUAGAAGAAAUUCGUAAUGAUGCUUACCAGAGUGCGAAAAUUUACAAGGAGCAAACUAAGAUAUUUCAUGAUAAAUCGAUUCUUCGAAAGACAUUUGAACCAGUUGAAGUUGAAAAUCCUAAGAACGGAGAAACUUUCAAGGUUAACGGUCAACGGUUGAAACCAUUCUUGGAGUUACCCAGUCAUGCAAUAGAAGAACCAGAGCUGAGAGAUCCUGUCUACCAGGAUUAA
Molecule: messenger RNA, 1263 nt
Organism: Papaver somniferum (opium poppy)
Lineage: Eukaryota; Viridiplantae; Streptophyta; Magnoliopsida; Ranunculales; Papaveraceae
Exons: 4
Coding region: 1-1263 (420 amino acids)
Source: RefSeq, a predicted model, not a curated record